Messenger RNA from Fusarium fujikuroi IMI 58289, 393 nucleotides. RefSeq lists its product as uncharacterized. Bases 1 to 393 code for a protein of 130 amino acids. The record is from RefSeq and is a predicted model, not a curated record. NCBI's taxonomy places the organism in Eukaryota, Fungi, Ascomycota, Sordariomycetes, Hypocreales, Nectriaceae. The transcript has 2 exons.
AUGGCAGGCCGGAACUUCGCCCACAGCGAAAUGGUCCUCCUCAACACCAUUCGGGGUCUGUUUGUCCAAGCCAACUUGCUACUUUGUGAGAGCUGCGGAUGUAAGAGCUUUCCUGGGUAUACGACUUGCCUCGAUCCUGAUUGCGAGGCACGUCUGCCCUCGGGUAUGCCGUCGCGAAAGCGAGCUUUGGCACUGAGCAUCUUCAACUUUGUGCUGGCUCCUCUUCGAAACCACCUUCCGCCUCCACAAGGUAGCCGCCGUAUUCGACGAGCGAUUCGAUAUGUCGUCCAGAUUGAGAACGCCCGCCAGGAGGGCGCUCAAACACUGGCGAAACUCAUGCAUCCCGAUGACCUGAUCGCCAUGUUCGACCUGAACAAUUUGAUGGCUGUUUGA